AUGGGUUUAAGUGGAGCCAAACCAGUAUACACACCUUUGGAUCCUAGUUUGAGGUUAACAUCCAUUGAGUAUGAUUCACAUGUUCAAGGAUCAGAAGUUACAAAAUCAGAUGAGCCCUUAGAGGACAUUGGGAAGUAUCAAAGAUUAGUUGGGAGAUUGAUAUACUUAACCAUGACCAGAAUAAAUAUUUCAUUUGCAGUUCAGACAUUAAGCCAGUUCAUGCAUGCUCCCAAAGAGUCUUAUAUGGAUGCUGCCCUAAGAGUGGUGAGAUACAUCAAAUCAGCUCUUGGUCUAGGUUUGUUUAUGCCCUCUCAAAGUACAGAUAUGUUAACUACCUAUUGUGAUUCUGACUGGGGGACUUGUUUACAAACAAGAAAGUCUGUAACUGGAUACUUAGUCAAAUUUGGAAAUGCUAUAGUAUCUUGGAAAUCAAAGAAGCAAGAAACAGUAGCUAGAAGUUCUGCUGAAGCUGAGUUUAGGAGUAUGGCUUCAGCAGUUGCAGAAGUAACCUGGUGUAUUGGACUAUAUAAAGAGCUAGGAGUAGACAUCAAACAACCAGUGAAUCUAUUAUGUGAUAGUAAAGCUGCAAUACAAAUUGCAGCCAACCCUAUAUUUCAUGAAAGAACCAAACAUUUUGAUAUUGACUGCCAUUUUUUUUAG
Molecule: messenger RNA, 660 nt
Organism: Solanum stenotomum
Lineage: Eukaryota; Viridiplantae; Streptophyta; Magnoliopsida; Solanales; Solanaceae
Product: secreted RxLR effector protein 161-like
Exons: 1
Coding region: 1-660 (219 amino acids)
Source: RefSeq, a predicted model, not a curated record